CAGAACUCUAUACGCCACAAUUUGUCACUGCACCAAUGUUUUCGAAAAAUUGACCGCAAAAAAUUUGAAAAGGGCAAAGGCGGCUACUGGGAGCUGGGUAUCGACCCUCGGAAAUCCGACCGAAAGCGAAUACGCAACCGCAAGGGAGCGCAAUAUAGAAACAGACAUCAGCAGCAAACACAACAACAACAACCACAGCAACUAACAGCUAUAUUUAAUAUGAACAAAUCUGGCACGACCCCAGCAGCGACACCAACAGCAACUGCGGAACAACACACCGCAACUUACAGCAAUAUGUUUGAAAGCCUUCAGUACCAACAAAAUCAAACGAAUGCUUCGGUAUACGAUGAAUUACCGAAACUACAAAUCGGAAGUUGUUAUAGUGAUUGCUGCCCGCAAAAACCGCCCGUUUCUGCCAAUGCGGCCAGCGAUGAAUGCAGCGAACACGCCAACGAGCAUUUGCUCCUCGAUGAGCUGGACAUACAACAAAAUGUGGACGUUGUCAGCUGCUGUCAGCAAACGCAACCGGCGCAGGAUAUUUUCAUCGGCGGCAUACUGGAGUGCAAUACGUCGGACCCGUCUGCGAGCACGCUGAGCAAUGUGUCCGGUGAUGGCAGCCAACAAACGAUCGAACUACUGCAGAGCCACCAACAACUACGACAGUAUCAAUUGGGGACGAUAAUUAUAAGCAAAACUACGUCCAAUACUGGUGAUAUACCAAACUUUGCCGCUACAACGGGGUCCAUCAAUUGUUUCAUCAACGGAGAGUACGUUAAUGAGAAACAACAUGAACAACAACAAAACUUUAUGAAGAUACGAAACCCUUCUUAA
Messenger RNA from Rhagoletis pomonella (apple maggot), 831 nucleotides. Its product is annotated as forkhead box protein I1. Gene Ontology annotation, biological process: cell differentiation; anatomical structure morphogenesis; regulation of transcription by RNA polymerase II. Gene Ontology annotation, molecular function: DNA-binding transcription factor activity, RNA polymerase II-specific; RNA polymerase II cis-regulatory region sequence-specific DNA binding. NCBI's taxonomy places the organism in Eukaryota, Metazoa, Arthropoda, Insecta, Diptera, Tephritidae. The record is from RefSeq and is a predicted model, not a curated record.